Messenger RNA from Rosa rugosa (rugosa rose), 922 nucleotides. RefSeq lists its product as uncharacterized. The transcript is spliced from 7 exons. NCBI's taxonomy places the organism in Eukaryota, Viridiplantae, Streptophyta, Magnoliopsida, Rosales, Rosaceae. The record is from RefSeq and is a predicted model, not a curated record. The coding region runs from base 147 to 803 and encodes 218 amino acids.
AAUAAACAAGAGAGGUGUUCAAAUCAGACCGGCAGCUCCGUGAUCGAGAUUUUGUGGUGUUAAGACUCUUGAGUCUUGACUGGUCAGUUACCUUUUCGGUUUCUGUAUCCCAUUUGUUGCUUCCUGCUUUAUAACGCAGUUUGACUAUGUCUGCUGCUUCUGCAACCGCUGUAGCAGCCUACAUUUCUAGACCAAACUGUACCAGUCUCAGCCACGUACCCGUUUGGAGAAGCUCUUCUUCUCUAAGACCACAGCCGUCUCUUACUCGCAUCUUCUUCAAAAUCCCAUGUGGGUUUUCCAAGCGAAGCUCGGUCUUCACUGGAUUCAGACCUCUUUCCCCUGUUAUGGAAUGGCAGGACUGCACAGUAAAGACAAAAAUUGAUGUGCCUAUUUCAGUCGCAUAUGAUUGUUACUCUGAUCGUGAGGCCAUUCCCCAGUGGAUGCCCUUUAUUUCUACUGUAAAGGUAUUGGAAGACAAGCCUGACCUAUCACGAUGGUCACUUAAGUAUAGAGCUUUUGGGCGUGAUAUUGAAUUCUCAUGGCUUGCUCGAAAUAUGCAGCCCACCCGAAAUCAGAAAAUCCACUGGAGAUCUCUGGAAGGUCUUCCUAACAGAGGCGCUGUUCGUUUUUAUCCAAAAGGUCCUUCGUCAUGCAUAGUAGAAUUAACAGUCUCUUACGAAGUUCCUGGAAUUUUGGCUCCAGUGGCGUCAGCACUGCAACCUUUUACUGAAAGUUUACUUGGACGUGGCUUGGAAAGGUUUGCAACAUUUGCAAAAAGCUACAAAUCGGACUCAACUGUUUAAUAUUGUUAAUGGUAGCUAAACUUGUAAAUGGGUGACCAUUCUUAUGUUCAGCGAAUUGCCAUUUAUUCAUUUUAACUUGGCAAAUAUUUCCAAUGGAAUCUAGUUCUGCGGUUCUACCA